This is a messenger RNA of Dothidotthia symphoricarpi CBS 119687, 2181 nucleotides long. RefSeq lists its product as uncharacterized. Bases 1 to 2181 code for a protein of 726 amino acids. Lineage: Eukaryota; Fungi; Ascomycota; Dothideomycetes; Pleosporales; Dothidotthiaceae. The transcript is spliced from 3 exons. The record is from RefSeq and is a predicted model, not a curated record.
AUGGAUAUCGCACGCACCCUGCAGCCGCCCCCCUCACUGCACGAUGCACCUUUAGAGGCAAACCCAGACGCCGUGGAGCACUCUGAACUGGCCAAUGCUUACCAGAAGCAAGCGGACUGUUGCCACCCGUCCCCUAGUUUGGAUAUGGUGGCUCACAAGUUCAUGGAGAAUAUGAAGGAUCGAUUUGGCGAGCAAUCUUCCGAGUCGAACACGAUUCAUGGCAUCUUGGGGGCAUUUAGUGCUCGUAGGAUAACCAAACGGGACGCUCAUUCCGCCAUCGUUCUUACACUUAGAAAUCACGAAGAUCUCAAGCAGAAUCUAAUGGACGUUCUCUUCCAUAAAGACGCGAAUUGGGGCCCGGGAGACUUCGAUAUCGACCAGUGUUUUCCGCAACGUCAACCACAGCUACCACUAUCCCCACAGCUUUUGCAGCCUACACACCAGCCUCAGGUGCGCAUGCCGUCCAUGUCGUCAGCCUGGUACCCGGGUUCUCAAACCUUCCAAUCAAUCAACCCGGCAACUCUGCAUAGCUAUGGCGCAUAUGCGGGUUUCGAGAACCAAGAACCUCAGGAGCCCCAGUAUGCGUCAUACGGAAACAUUUGGCAUCCGCAGACGCAAUUUGGGCCCUCUUCGCCUAUCGUGCACAUGUCCGAGCAAUUUCAAUACUCACAUCACUCCGCUUCACCUGCCAUGCAACAAGCAGCAAGGUUCCCUCCUUACACAAGCGCGAACUACAGUGUCAACUACAGCCUACCACAAGACGCGUUUGACAACGAUACGCACCAGCAGCCACACUCAAAUGAUCAGAGGGAAAGGACAGGCUACAGCAAUUGGACAACCGCCCGUUCGAUCCAUCCUUCCGAAUGCACACCAUCCCUUACUAGCGAUAACCUCCACUUGUCUGCGCCUUCAUAUGGGGUCCGUAGCCCUCAUAUGUCGUCACCAGUGCAGAAAUUUCCGGAUGCGGCCCCCUCUAUGCUGGGAAUUCCUAUCGCGAUACCCAUUGGUCAACCUGCUGUUGACAUGCAACCACCUUCUAAAAAACGACCACGCAAAGAAUCUGUCACUCAUGUCAAACCCAAGACGCAAGUUGAAGCGGACGAUGAUGUAGAGUGCGAGGAACGCUCUCACUCUCCGGUCCAAGGUGAACCGUCUCCGACCCGCCGUUUAAGUGAUACACGACCAAGUGUUGGUAACUCGAGGCGUCAAUCACAGGGACAAGGUCGCUUUAUACACAACCUUUGCGGGAAGGGAUUCUCCACUCGCUCCAAAGUCAAGCAACAUCAUUGGGGUAAGAAGAACAAUGACCUCGCGACCAAAACUGGUUGUUGGGCAAAGUACAAGAAGCCGAAUGUUAGCUGGGAUGCGCAUCCUAGUUGCAAGGAAGAAUCAGCAAGGUCACAUUCAACGAAGCAAAUGUCAUUUGGAGAGCCCAGGAAGAACUCGGCUCAACCUGUACUCAAGCGGGAAGCAAACAAUGCUGCAACGUCUUCACCCAAGACCCUCGCGAUUGCCAUCAUGAAAACGAAUGAUCAGCAGAUCAUCCCAGGCUUCUCUACUCUCCAGGAUCUUCCUGGGAUGGUUGCCCAGGCCCUCCACCCACGUGCUCUACCCCAGUAUUCUCUCGACGAGGCACAGAUUUAUCAUUCCCAUCGCCUUCCUUCCCGAGGCAACUUCGACGCACUGCUGACUGCUGCUAAUGUUGCUUCCAAAAUUGAUGCACCAAAACCACUUAGCCGGCACGAUUCAGUUGUUUCUCAUUUGGAUGCUCAGGCCGUCAUUGCUGAGCGUAAUAUGCAACAUACCCCUACUUGGGCCUUCCCCUAUCGCGAGCAAGAGCAUCCAAGCUUUCGCUACAGUCACUACCAUCUGCCUCCAGUUGCAGUUUCUGGGUUGGGUAUCAGUAAACAGAUCUAUGGAAACGGACAGGUGCCACACAGAAUGCUUGCAUCCUCGCAGGUUGGACAGUGCGACUAUGCAUCUCCGUCGAUACCAUCUGAAUCGGUGGAGCCAGAAGAUGGCAUGGACUUUGCGCCAUGUGCAGCGCAGUCGAGUUUACGAGUCGACUCAGGAAUUGAGAACCAUGAGAUCUACGAAGACGGCCACUUCAAGGUCUCAACGAGCCAACAGGAGAUCCUGCCUGAUGGGCCAGGCCCAGAGAAGAAGAAACUGAAGACAUGA